Molecule: messenger RNA, 573 nt
Organism: Histoplasma mississippiense
Lineage: Eukaryota; Fungi; Ascomycota; Eurotiomycetes; Onygenales; Ajellomycetaceae
Exons: 2
Coding region: 1-573 (190 amino acids)
Source: RefSeq, a predicted model, not a curated record
AUGAAGAUUAUCGAUGAUGAACAUGUCCUCCGGGAAGGAUUCCACCAUUUCGAAGAAGCCGACAUCAGUGGAUACGAUGUAAUUCUGGGUAUGCCAUGGUUGAAAGCUGCGAACCCCAACAUUGACUGGGUGCGAAGAUGCUGGACCUAUAGGAAAGCGUCAAAUAUUAGUCACGUGCACCUAGAUACCGCUAAGGAAUUUGCAACUUUAAUGGACAACAGCAACAUCAUAUUCGCCGCCUUUCCAUUGCGAGCUGCGCACGCAGCGACUGAGCCAAAUAUCCCGGAUGAUUAUAAGGAUUAUCUUGAUGUAUUCCGAGAAGAUAUACCUGACGCGGAACACGCACCCCACGAUCAUGCCAUAGAUCUCAAACCUGGCAAGGAACCACCGUACCGACCGAUAUAUAACCUGUCACCUCAAGAACUCUCUAUCCUCCGAGAAUAUAUUGAAAAGGCAUUAGAGAAGAAUUGGAUACGCCCGUCCAAGAGCCCAGCCGGUGCCCCAGUAUUAUUCGCACCGAAGAAAGACGGAACCCUGCGUCUUUGCUCAAGAAUCGGUAUCCGCUGCCCCUGA